CAAAUGUAUCGAAUAAUUAUUGCGCCAUAUUCGAUGUGUCGUUUAUUGAAGCAUUUGAUAUAAUUAUUUAUAGAUAUGGAAUUGAUGAAGGAAAAGUUUGCAAAGUUGCUUCUCGGCGAAGAUAUGUCCGGUGGGGGGAAAGGCGUUUCUUCGGCUUUGGCAUUGUCGAAUGCAAUCACAAACUUAGCAGCUUCUGCAUUUGGAGAACAAAAGAGAUUAGAGCCAAUGUCACCAGAAAUGAAAGCAAGAUGGAAAAAAGAAAUUGAUUGGCUCUUAUCUGUCACAGAUCACAUUGUUGAGUUUGUUCCUUCCAAACAAAAGGCAAAAGAUGGCUCCAAUAUGGAGAUUAUGGUGACGAGACAGAGAAACGAUCUCCACAUGAACAUUCCGGCGUUAAAAAAGCUCGACGCAAUGCUCCUUGAAUGCCUAGAUAACUUCAAGGACCAAAACGAAUUCUACUACGUAUCGUCGACCGAAGAGGAGUCGCAGCAAGGCAAAAACCCGAGAAAAGACAACAAAUGGUGGAUUCCCACUCCAAAAGUUCCCCCGAACGGCUUAUCCGAGGUUUCAAGAAAAUGGCUGCAAUAUCAAAAAGACUCCGUAAAUCAAGUGCUCAAAGCGGCCAUGGCUAUAAACGCUCAAGUCUUGUCGGAAAUGGAAAUCCCGGAAAGCUAUAUCGAGUCUCUCCCUAAGAAUGGGAGAGCAAGCCUCGGAGAUUCAAUGUAUAAGAGCAUCACCGACGAGUAUUUCGAUCCAGAUUAUUUCCUUUCUUCCAUUGACUUAUCAUCGGAGCAUAAACUCCUCGACCUGAAAAAUAAACUCGAGGCAUCGGUAGUGAUAUGGGAACGAAAAAUGCUAGCCAAAGAUAACAAGUCCUCUUGGGGUUCGGCUGUGAGUUUGGAAAAACGAGAAAUAUUCGAAGAUAGAGCCGAAACGAUUUUGCUUCUUUUGAAACACCGAUUUCCGGGUCUCCCCCAAUCCGAUCUAGACAUCACAAAAAUCCAAUGCAAUCGAGAUGUGGGGCAGGCGAUUUUGGAGAGCUAUUCAAGAAUCAUCGAGAGCUUAGCGUUUACGGUAUUAUCAAGAAUCGAGGAAGUAAUGCAUGCCGACUCUUUGGCUAUGAGUCCGUCGAGCGUGGAGCCAAAGAAGUCUCCUUUGAAAGAGCCAUUAGAGAAGCUUCCGAAAUACGAUAAAGAAGAUUGUAAUUCGGUGGAAACGCCUACUUCGAUGACACUAUUGGAUUUCAUGGGGUGGAACUUAGAAAACGGAGAGAAUAAGAAAGAUUCUCAAGACGCGGUCGAGACAAAGUACCUAGGCAAACCGGCUAACAUAGUCACAAACAAACGGAUGUCUUACAUAGAGAAGCUAGAGAACAUAGGCGGUACAAGAAGUCCAACGGCACGGCAUUAGUUGUAAAUUGCAAGAAGAAAAAAUCGGACGAAAAAAAAAUGCGUAGCCAUUCAUUUUUCUUCGUUUGCAAAACAGGUUAGAUCAAUUGGAUUAUUGUAAGUACUUUUUUUUUAUGUCCAAUAAGUCAUUUUUUUUAAGAAAAACGAGCUGCGCACGAAGCUUCUAGAAUCGCACUCAAGAAAAAGACGAUAAAAAUGCGCGAAAAAUAUAAAAGAACAUCUAGUUAAGGAUAUUUAACGAUUACAAUCUUCAUGAGAAUGAUUCAAGAGAUAAUACUUACAAUGACGAAUUAACGGAUCG
Messenger RNA from Erythranthe guttata (spotted monkey flower), 1710 nucleotides. Lineage: Eukaryota; Viridiplantae; Streptophyta; Magnoliopsida; Lamiales; Phrymaceae. The record is from RefSeq and is a predicted model, not a curated record.